This is a messenger RNA of Populus euphratica (Euphrates poplar), 1802 nucleotides long. RefSeq names its product zinc finger protein CONSTANS-LIKE 6. Lineage: Eukaryota; Viridiplantae; Streptophyta; Magnoliopsida; Malpighiales; Salicaceae. Gene Ontology annotation, molecular function: protein binding; zinc ion binding. Gene Ontology annotation, biological process: regulation of DNA-templated transcription. The record is from RefSeq and is a predicted model, not a curated record. Gene Ontology annotation, cellular component: nucleus. The transcript has 2 exons. Bases 236 to 1558 code for a protein of 440 amino acids.
GAGCCCCUCAAGAGUGCAUCCAAAAAUAAAUACUCGAAUUAUCGAGCCACUGAAAGGUACAGGAACUCAGAAAACACAUCACCGAAAAAAUAAUAAUCAAAAGACAAGUCCCAAAGACCCAAUAAUUUCUAGGAAUCCUUUUGCUCGAUUCUCAAGCUUUUAUCGAUUUGAUUUUCUCGCUCUCACUUGUUUUUGGCUUCAAAUUUUGUUUCUUGAAUAGAACCACAACAGCCUCAUGAUUUGUAACAAAAGUUCGGCCAACGCCGUUGGUGGCAAAACUGCUAGAGCCUGUGAUAGUUGUAUAAAAAAGCGUGCUAGAUGGUACUGUGCUGCUGAUGAUGCAUUUCUUUGCCAAGCCUGUGACUCUUCAGUGCACUCUGCGAACCCAUUAGCACGUAGACAUGAAAGGGUUCGCUUAAAGACUGCAUCACUUAAAUCUUUGGACCUAUGUUCAAAGGAGAAUUCUGUGCCAUCAUGGCAUGGAGGGUUCACUAGAAAAGCCAGGACACCAAGACAUGGCAAGCCAGUGUCCCAAUCAAAAAUUGCAGAAACGAUAAGGAAUAUUCCAAUUCCACUAGUGCCAGAAGUGGGUUCAGAUGAAAUAUCGCAUGAAGAUAAUGAAGAAGAGCAUCUACUUUACAGGGUUCCAAUCUUUGACCCUUCUGUUGCUGAUUUAUGUGCUUCAACAACAAUCUCAAAUGAAGCGCCAGCUGGUGGUAAUGGUUGUACUGAUCAAAGAGUUGCUGAUUCUAAUGGAGUUGAAUCAAAGAUUUUGAUAGGUGCUAUUGAAAGGAGAGAUGUUGAGAGCUUGCCUGGAUUUCUUCCAUCUGAUACGGAUCUUGCAGAGUUUGCAGCUGAUAUGGAGAGUUUGCUUGGCAGGGGUCUUGAAAAUGAGUCUUUUGGGAUGGAAGAGCUGGGACUUAUGGAUUGUAAAGAAGAAAAGGAGUUCGAGGUGAAAGGGUUUCCAUUGUGGAACGGAAAGGUGAAGGUUGAAGAUGAAGAGAAUGCAGGCGUGGAAAGAAAAGCUGUUAGGAAAUGUCAUGCUGGUAUUGAGACUGGCACGGCAAAAGAGCCGAUUUUUGAGUUGAGCUUUGACUUUAACUCUCCUGCAACUUGUGGAGAGGAAGAUGAGAAGGUAGGGAUUGAAGAGGGAGACUUGAAGAACACCAGGGGAGAAUAUGAAGAUGAUGACGGUGCAAAGAGGAAGAUACUGCUGAGUCUGGAUUAUGAGGCUGUCAUGACUGCUUGGGCAAGCCAAGGGUCUCCUUGGACCAAUGGUAACAGGCCAGAUUUCGACCCUGAUGAAUGUUGGCCUGACUGCAUGGGUAUUUGUGGAGCCCAGCUUCAUCAUCCUUAUGGAGAUAUGAUCAGUGGACUAGGGGCACACCCUGCAAUGAUGGAUGGAGGGCGAGAGGCACGAGUAUCCAGGUAUAGAGAGAAGCGGAGAACAAGAUUGUUCUCCAAGAAAAUAAGAUACGAGGUCAGGAAAUUGAAUGCAGAGAAGAGACCCAGGAUGAAAGGGAGAUUUGUUAAGAGGACAACCUUGGCAGGAAAAUAAACAUGGACUGCUCCAGCGAGGUUCCAGUUUGCCUGCACGAGGUAGUGCGACCGACGCUGAUAAGCACAUCACAUAGGACUUCUGAUCGAGGGUCUUCGCAGAUUUAAUAAGUUUUUGUGCUGUAGUAGAGCUUUGACAAUUGGUAACUUUGUAUAGGUACCCUUCCUUCCCGCUAACUUUUGCUUCGCAGAGGAAAAUUUUUUCAUGUGGAUUGUUCAGUCAUUAUGAGAACUUUUCUCGAGUU